This is a messenger RNA of Salvelinus sp. IW2-2015, 1260 nucleotides long. NCBI's taxonomy places the organism in Eukaryota, Metazoa, Chordata, Actinopteri, Salmoniformes, Salmonidae. The record is from RefSeq and is a predicted model, not a curated record.
AUGGAUACUCUCUACACGUAUAGAUUAUUACCACCCACAUAUACCAACACGAAGGACCCUGAAUACAGUUAUAGACUAGUGAAGCUGGAACUUGUAGACUGCUGGCAAACUCCAGACCUGAACAUCAUCAUCAAACAAGAAGAGGAGGAGGAAGAGGAUAGCUUUCUACAAGUUAAAGAAGAGGAGGAGGAAGAGGAUAUCUCUCUACAUGUUAAAGAAGAGGAGGAGGAAGAGGAUAUCUCUGUACAUGUUAAAGAAGAGGAGGAGGAAGAGGAUAUCUCUGUACAAGUUAAAGAAGAAGAUCAUGCGUUCAUGGUCAAAGUAGAGGAGGAAGAGAAGGACAAAGCUCUUGUAGUUGAAGAAGAAGGGGAGGGUGGUUUUGCAGUCAAAGAAGAAGAAGAGGAAGAAGCUAUAGGGGUUUUUAUUUUUUCUGACGGAAACUGCAACCAGUGGCCUGUCAGUGGGAAGAGUCCCUCCGUAUCAGAAGAACCUCAAAACAAACCAAAACAAAAACACACACGACCAAAGAAACAACAAAAACAGACCCAGGAACGCCACCACUCCCCUCUGUACUGCCACGACUGUGGGAUGAGUUUUGUCAGCCCUGGGAUACUGAACGCGCACCGCAGAAUCCACCAGCCCAGAAUAAUCCACACCACCACCACCACCACCACCACCGGUGAGCCGUCUCACUACUGCCACGACUGCGGCAAGACCUUCGACACCGCCCGCUACCUCAACAAGCACCGCUUGGUUCACACAGCAGAGAGGACGCACCACUGCUCUCAGUGUGACCGGAGCUUCCUGAGACUCCAGCACCUCAAAGAACACCAGAGAACCCACAGCGGAGAGAAGCCUCACUACUGCUCCGUGUGUGGGAAGGGCUUCACCAAGGUCCGACUGCUCCGGACACACCAACGGCUACACGCCGUGGAGGGGGCUGACGUCGUCGGGGACGGGACGGACGCGGGACGAAGGAGGGUAGUGGGUGGUGAUGUCAGCGAUGGGGCGGAAGAGAGCUCUGAGAGUUCUGGCCGAGUGGACUACUACUACUGCUCUGAGUGUGGGAAGAGCUUCUCCAAAUCCACCAGCCAGAAUAAUCCACACCACCACCACCACCACCACCACCCGGUGAGCCGUCUCACUUACUGCCACGACUGCGGCAAGACCUUCGACACCGCCCGCUACCUCAACAAGCACCGCUUGGUUCACACAGCAGAGAGACGCACCACUGCUCUCAGUGUGACCGGAGCUUCCUGA